AUGCGCCCGGGAGGCGCGUCCGCACGGCUGGUCGGGGAGCGGGCGCAGCGGGAAGCCCGCGGAAAACCACCAGCGAGGACUACGCCGCGCCCGAGAGCCACGCUGCUGCCCGGCCGCCGAGUCCGCGAAAACUACAGCUCCCGGCAUGCCCCGGGAGGCAGCCCGUCCCUGCUGCCUGACCCCGCGGGGACGCCGCUUCCGUUUCCGCCCACCCCACGCCGGCGCACCUGCAAUCCCCGCCGAGGCUACGGGCAGCUCCGGCGCGCUCCCGCCGCCGGCUCCGGCCAGUCCCCGCCGCCGCUCCGGCACGGCGCGGCACCCCCCGCCCGGCUCCGGCUCCGGGCAGCGCCCGCCGCCGCCGCUCCGGCACGGCACGGCGCGGCCCCGCCCCGCUGCCGCUCCGUGCGUCCGACACGGACCCCGCCGUCCUCCUCGGGGCUUUCCCCGGGACCCGCCGGGCGAUUGCGCAGCCCCGCCACGGGGCCCGCCCCGGCCCGCAGCUGGAGCCCAGCAGGAACAGGGGGGGCAUGGCCCGACCCCCCCAGCGCCUCACCUCCUCCUCCCCUGGGCUCCCUCACGGCCCCUCGCCCCGUGCAAAGGGAGCGCAAACGCAGCCCGGAGGGCAACGGGGACGGACGGCCAGUGUUCGUUCAGCCAGUCGCGCGCCUAACGAGUCCUGCCAGUGAGUCCGCUCCGGGGCUUGGGGCACCUCCCCGACGCUCCCCCUGCCCCUGGGAGACCUCGGCAGUCGGUCCCAGAGCGACGCUCGUCGGUCCGUCGGGGAACGCACGGUCGGUCGGCUGGCUCCUGGAGCGAUGGGCUGCUGGGCAGAGGCGAAGGCUGCCAAAAACGAGUAGCAAGACACUAGAAGAGAGGAGAAAAGGAGCAGCUGGCUGGACAGCGGGGGUGUAGCGAGAAAGCACGAGAAUAGCAGGGAGUGGGUCCCAGAGAGAAGGACAGGGACAGGGAGCCCGACGGGGAUGGAGAAAGAAGUGGCAGGGAGAGAGGAAGAGAGGCAGCACAAAGAGGGAGGGGGAGUGGCACGGAGACCGACCAAGAAGGGCGGCCAGGAAGCAGGAUGGAGAUGCAGGAAAAACCUGGGACCAGCAGCAUGACAGAGAGGGAGGAAAGCAGAACAGGGGCAGGGAGUUGGACCGAGAGAGAUGGAGAAAGACAAAAAAGUGUCAAAGAACAGGGCAGAGAGAGAAGAAUGAAACAACAGGGUCAGGGAGCCCGGACAGCAAACGACGGAGGGAAGGGCUGGGGUGGGGGUGGAACACCACAAACCAAACCGCAUAGCUACACAUUACAGGGCAGAGAGGGAAAAAUUAAGAAAUGGGCACACUGAGCCAGAAAAAAAAAGAGAGUUGGAGAGCAAAAAGAAUAGCGUUGUGGUUUAAUCCCAGUCAGCAACUAAGUACCACACAGCCGCUCACCUACUUCCUCCCCACCCAGGGGGAAGGGGGGAGAGAAGCGGGGGGCGGGGGG
Molecule: messenger RNA, 1488 nt
Organism: Aquila chrysaetos chrysaetos
Lineage: Eukaryota; Metazoa; Chordata; Aves; Accipitriformes; Accipitridae
Product: translation initiation factor IF-2-like
Exons: 3
Coding region: 1-912 (303 amino acids)
Source: RefSeq, a predicted model, not a curated record